AUGCUAAUAGCUCUAGCUCCUCUUGGUACUUACCGGAAUUGCAGGGCAACCAGCCAUGAAUAUCACAUCCCAACUUGUGCUGUUGCCAACGAACAAUCUAGUUAUGCAUACACUCAAAUCCGAGCCUUGUCCCUCCCAAUUCCACAAGCGCUUGCACUGUUGACAGUGGUUCUACCACUCAUCACCGGAAUUUCUGCUCAAGGCACAUAUGGACUGGUCCGGCGAGCUAACAAUGAGCCAUAUCAACUCACCAUACCGCUCAUUGGCGUCAUUGGCUUCCAAUUAAUCUACGAGACCGUGAUUGCCACUUUGGCCUUGACCCAUAUGAUACCUCCUUCGGCGUUGAACUGUGAAUUGGGAAGCAAGUGGCAGAGUUUCUGGAGGAUGAAAGAUGGGAUUGCUAUCAGAACAAUCCAGGAUGCUUUGAACUGUUGUGGAUUCAACACUGUCAAAGAUCGCUCCUGGCCUUUUGGUGAGGCCACUACCUGCUCAAAGACAUUCAAGCGAACCCAAUCUUGUGUCGUACCUUGGAGAAGAUCAGAGCAAAACAUGGCUGGGCUGCUAUUACUUGUUGCCGUGAUUGUGUUUAUUAUCAAGGUCCUCUCCCUCAUCUCCCUCCUCACCAGUAAUUCAUUCGGCCAAUCGAGAUGGGCACGACCUUUCAAGCAGAUUGGACAUGCUCGCCAUGUUGAAGAUGCAGAACAGCCGGAAGAAGACAACAGAGCUACCAUGAGACGACUUAUUGAGGAGAAUGUUGAAGAAUAUCAUGACGAACCAAGUGACAGAACAUCGACUCAAGCACUUACUGCUCCGAAUGGAGAAGAUCAUGGUCCAAGAGUUGAACCUUCUCAGCUGACGGGCCCUGGCAAUGAAUGGCGGGAUUGA
Molecule: messenger RNA, 885 nt
Organism: Cadophora gregata
Lineage: Eukaryota; Fungi; Ascomycota; Leotiomycetes; Helotiales; Ploettnerulaceae
Exons: 2
Coding region: 1-885 (294 amino acids)
Source: RefSeq, a predicted model, not a curated record